GUGCGCGUACCUCAUAAUUGCGGGACAUGACUGUGGCACAAGAGAAGUGUCGACGCAACUGACAAGACCUGUAGAAAGGAGAAAAUGGUCGAAUGCCCCUCAUGAGGGUCGAGUAAGAACCCGCUCACGUGCCUUGUUCGAGACUGAGGGGUUGCAGGUCGAUUACCACACCGGUACCAAUGAAUAGAGAGAGACCUGCUGCUCCGAUUAAAUUGGCUUAUGGAGGUUCAGCUGAGCUGCCGGCAGUAAUGACGCUAAGCCCGAUUACCUUUAAACGACCCAGUUAUCCGGCAAAUCAACUUGACCACUAUGGUUCUUUGUGGGCCGUCCCGCUAUUAUUUGCGAUAGUUAAGUCAUUGUCAAGUGUCAUUUUCAUCACCAAAACUGUACGGAUGAGCCGGUUAUCGCUGACUACUGGGAGAAAGAAGCCACCCCUCCAUCAUGUGAUGUGUAAGCUGGAAGCAGAAAUCAGACCACGAUGUAACCCAGAGGUAGUAUGUUCAGAUUACUUGUUGCUUUCUAGUUCAUGCGGGCGAAAUGUAAAACUUGAACAGCCAAUGGCGCGACCAUCAGCGAGAAUAUAACAUUAGGGUUGACGGUCUUCUAUAAAAGUAAUAAUAAGAAAUAGAGGCCGGGGACCAGAACUUGGAAACAGAAUAUGAAAUAAUAAAAGAGGGAAAGAAGCAACGUAAACGGAUCUAAAAUCAAGUGAACAAGCAAGCAACACUAAAUGUACAGAAACACGUAGUGGUCAUGUAACAUGCUUAGUUUUGUUGAAGAGGUGGAUGAA
Messenger RNA from Aspergillus vadensis CBS 113365, 790 nucleotides. RefSeq lists its product as uncharacterized. The transcript has a single exon. The record is from RefSeq and is a predicted model, not a curated record. NCBI's taxonomy places the organism in Eukaryota, Fungi, Ascomycota, Eurotiomycetes, Eurotiales, Aspergillaceae. Bases 180 to 584 code for a protein of 134 amino acids.